Molecule: messenger RNA, 2079 nt
Organism: Hirsutella rhossiliensis
Lineage: Eukaryota; Fungi; Ascomycota; Sordariomycetes; Hypocreales; Ophiocordycipitaceae
Product: STE like transcription factor domain-containing protein
Exons: 5
Coding region: 1-2079 (692 amino acids)
Biological process (GO): sexual reproduction; regulation of DNA-templated transcription
Cellular component (GO): nucleus; Ste12p-Dig1p-Dig2p complex; Tec1p-Ste12p-Dig1p complex
Molecular function (GO): DNA-binding transcription factor activity
Source: RefSeq, a predicted model, not a curated record
AUGGCGCCCCAGAAGCCCGAGACCUUCAUGUUGAGCACCGAAGCGCAGCAGGCGUUGCCGCACGAUGCGCAGGUCGCGCUCCAGCAGGUCGACAAUCUCAAAUACUUCCUCAUCUCUGCACCUGUCGAUUGGCAACCAGAUCAGUACAUCCGCCGAUUUCUCUUACCGACAGGCGAAUACGUCUCUUGCGUCCUAUGGAACAACCUCUUCCACAUUUCGGGCACCGACAUUGUGCGAUGUCUCUCCUUCAGAUUUCAGGCCUUUGGCCGACCGGUCAAGAACUCCAAGAAGUUCGAGGAGGGCAUCUUUUCCGAUCUGCGAAAUCUCAAGUCUGGCACGGACGCCUCGCUCGAGGAGCCCAAAAGCGCCUUCCUCGACUUCCUCUACAAGAACAACUGCAUUCGAACCCAGAAGAAGCAAAAAGUCUUCUACUGGUACAGCGUGCCUCACGACCGCCUCUUCCUGGACGCGCUGGAACGUGACCUGAAGCGAGAAAAGAUGGGCCAGGAGGCCACCACCGUCGCCGUCAGCGAGCCCGCCAUGUCGUUCCAGUACGACUCGUCUCAGUCGCUGUACGAGCAGCUGACCAAGACGCAACAAGCCAACUCGUCCUCCUUCAGCGCGCAGCAACCCUCCUUCUCCCAGGGCCCGACCACGUCCCCCGUCAUGAGGAACAUGGACCCGAUGCCCCCCCCAAACAUGAUGCCGCAGCCAAUGGCCCCUUUGGGCGAGGGGAUGGACGGCAUGGUAUCGUACGACUCGAUGCCCAUGACGUCCGCCGUGACCCAGCAGGUCCAGCCGGUCAAGAGGGAUCCUGACUUCGCUCGCCCCCAGUACAACCAAAACGGCGUCCCGAUGACCCACGGUCACCAGCGCCACGCCUCGAUGCCCGCCUACGGCCUCGAGUACUCGCCCGCCCCGUCCUUUGUCUCGUCGCAGUAUGAGGACUACAGCAACCGCGGCAUCUCGUUUGAGCCCAUCACCCCUCCCCAGCAAGCCCUGGGCAUGGCCGGCGAGCCUGCCUACAUUGCAAACGAGGAGACUGGCCUCUACUCGGCCAUUCCGGACCAUGUGCCGGGCAUGAACGGCCUCAACGGAGUGGCGCAGCUCCCUCCAUCUAACAUGGCCGGAUCCCAGUUCUCUCGGCCCUACGGUACCAACAACGUCUACUCUGUCAUCGAGGGCUCGCCGACGUACAAGCAGAGAAGAAGGCGCUCGUCAAUUCCUCCAUCCAUGUCAGCAAUGCCCGGCCCCCCGGUUGCCAACGCGGCCGCCCACCGACCUUCGGACCUCAGGAGGUCUGUGUCAGCCUCAGUGGGCCCGGUCCCUGAAGGAGACGAGUCGGCGGAUAACUCGCCGCCCGGCCUGUCGUACAGCGCCUCUGGUGCGUCUUUGGCCAGCCAGCCGCAUAAGGAUGUCGUGGACAUGUCUCGACACGGCACUCCGCUCUCCACCGUGGACGGCAGCCCAGCGCUCAACCCCAUGUCCCUUCAACAUGACUACUCGCAAAUGCCUUCCGAGGACUACUCGGGCGACGGUUCCCUCAAGGGCCACCGUCGGACCGUGUCCAACCCCAACGGCGUGGCCCGUAGGGCUCGCUCGGCCACUGUCAUGGAACUUGGCCCCUACCCUCACAAGUCUCACUCGUGUCCCAUUCCAACUUGCGGCCGUCUGUUCAAGCGGUUAGAGCACCUGAAGCGACACGUCAGGACACACACUCAAGAAAAGCCUUACAUCUGCCCACAUUGCAGCAAGGCUUUCUCCAGAUCGGACAAUCUUGCCCAGCACAAGCGUACCCACAGCCGCGAGGACGGUGGAGAGAGCUCGAUGAACAUGUCGGCCGAAGAGGAGGAGGAGCUAUCCGGUGAGGACCAGCUUGGCUCUCUUGAGGAAGCAUCUCCGAGUUCGGAAAUGGCCUAUAUGCCCGGCUCCAUGAACCCGGGAGCCGACCCGGCCAUGGGGUCGAAUGGCCCGACACCGACAGGCAACAUGGGCCAGAACCAAGGCUUCAACAGCUUGCAGACGCUGAGCAUGCCCAUGACAAUCAGCCAGCCGGCCGCCAUUAACGGCGUGAUGUAA